AUGGCGGCCAGCAGGAGGCUGAUGAAGGAGCUUGAAGAAAUCUGCAAAUGUGGAAUGAAAAAUUUCCAUAAUAUCCAGGUUGAUGAAGCUAAUUUAUCGACUUGGCAAGGGCUCAUUGUUCCUGACAAUCCACCAUAUGAUAAGGGGACCUUCAGAAUCAAAAUCAACUUUCCAGCAGAGUACCCAUUCAAGCUAUGGAAAAUCACAUUUAAAACAAAGCUCUAUCACCCAAACAUCGAUGAAAAGGAGCAGGUCUGUCUGCCAGUAAUUAGUGCUAAAAAUUGGAAGCCAGCAACCAAAACCAACCAAGUAAUCCAGUCCUUCAUAGCACUGGUGAAUGACCCCCAGCCUGAGCACCCUCUUUGGGCUGACCUAGCUGAAGAAUACUCUAAGGACUGUAAACAAUUCUGUAGAAUACUGAAGAGUUUACAAAGAAAUGUGGGGAAAAGUGACCUGUAG
Molecule: messenger RNA, 459 nt
Organism: Nycticebus coucang (slow loris)
Lineage: Eukaryota; Metazoa; Chordata; Mammalia; Primates; Lorisidae
Product: ubiquitin-conjugating enzyme E2 L3-like
Exons: 2
Coding region: 1-459 (152 amino acids)
Biological process (GO): ubiquitin-dependent protein catabolic process; protein K11-linked ubiquitination
Cellular component (GO): nucleus
Molecular function (GO): ubiquitin conjugating enzyme activity
Source: RefSeq, a predicted model, not a curated record